Salvelinus sp. IW2-2015 is the source of this 3372-nucleotide messenger RNA. Its product is annotated as protein kinase C delta type-like. Gene Ontology annotation, biological process: peptidyl-serine phosphorylation; intracellular signal transduction. The record is from RefSeq and is a predicted model, not a curated record. Gene Ontology annotation, molecular function: ATP binding; diacylglycerol-dependent serine/threonine kinase activity. NCBI's taxonomy places the organism in Eukaryota, Metazoa, Chordata, Actinopteri, Salmoniformes, Salmonidae.
GUCUACAGUCGGUUGCUUUCGCCUCACCACUCAAACGAAACCCCUCUCUCUCUCUCUCUCUCUCUUUCUCACUCUCUUGGGAAUGCACCUGCCCGACGUCACCAAUGACAAGCCUGCGAGUGAGUGAACUGUCGAACGUUUCCUCAAACACGCUCUAGAUUUCCAGUGUAAGAUACCUGCCAGUCUAGGUGCCGAGCACAAGGGAAAGCAAACUUGAUCAGGAACACGAAGGAGGCUGCUGGCUGAGUGGUCACCAUGGAACCCUUCCUGCGCAUCGCCUUUAAUGCGUUUGAUGUGGGGGUCCUGCCCCCCCUGACUAACGCUCCCUUCUGUGCCAUUAAGAUGAAGGAGUCCCUCAGCACUGAGCGGGGGAAGACCCUGGUCCAGAGGAAACCCACUAUGUACCCAGCCUGGAAGUCCUGUUUCGACGCCCACAUCUAUGAGGGCCGUGUCCUGCAGGUGAUUCUGAUGAAGACCACAGAGGAACCAUUGGCCGAGGCCACGGUGGGCGUGUCCGUGCUGGCCGAGCGCUGUAAGAAGGGCAAUGGCUGUGCUGAAUUCUGGGUAGACCUGCAGCCUUCUGGGAAGGUUCAAAUGGCCAUCCAGUUCUUUACGCAGGACACAGACACAGCAGCAGCGUUUAAAUCGACAGUGAAGACACGUGAAGGGGAGGACGUGCCGAUGACACUGAACCGAAGGAAAGCCAUUAAACAGCCCAAGGUGCACUUCAUCAAGAACCAUGAAUUCACCGCCACCUUCUUCGGACAGCCCACCUUCUGCUCUGUCUGCAGGGAGUUUGUCUGGGGACUCAACAAGCAAGGCUACAAGUGCCGACAAUGCAACGCGGCUAUCCACAAGAAAUGCAUCGACAAAAUCAUUGGGAGAUGCACCGGAACAGCAGAGAACAGUAGAGACACUGUGUUCCAGAAGGAGCGCUUUAAGAUCGACAUGCCGCAUCGCUUCAAGAGCCACAACUACUUGAGCCCUACCUUCUGUGACCACUGUGGCAGUAUGCUGUGGGGAAUGGUCAAGCAGGGCAUCAAGUGUGAAGAUUGUUCCAUGAACAUCCAUCACAAGUGUCAGAAGAAAGUGGGCAAUCUCUGUGGAAUCAACCAGAAACUUCUGUCUGAGGCCCUCAACCAAGUUAGCCAGAAAUCUAUAAGUAGGUCUGAGUCCAACAAAUCCGAGUCAACGGACAUUGGAAUCUACCAGGACUUACCAGGACCAAUCUACCAGGACYACAAAAGCCCAGUAGCGGACCCUAGUGAAGCCAAUGAGAAGCUGUGGGAGGGUGGUAAGGUCCCUGCCCCCACCAGCAUCACCCCCACGAUCCACCUCACCAUCGACGACUUUGUGUUCCACAAGGUGCUGGGCAAGGGCAGCUUUGGCAAGGUCCUGCUGACAGAGCUGAAGGGGCGAGGGGAAUACUUUGCUGUGAAGGCCCUGAAGAAAGAUGUGGUUCUGAUGGAUGAUGAUGUGGAGUGUACCAUGGUGGAGAAGAGAGUCCUGGCCCUGGCCUGGGACAACCKCUUCCUCGCACACCUCUACUCCACCUUCCAGACCAGGGAACACCUGUUUUUCGUGAUGGAGUACCUGAAUGGAGGGGAUCUGAUGUUCCACAUACAAGAUAAGGGUCGCUUUGAUCUCCACAGAGCCACGUUCUACUCAGCAGAGAUUGUAAUUGGACUGCAGUUCCUCCAUUCCAAAGGAAUUAUUUACAGGGACCUGAAGCUGGACAAUGUGAUGCUGGACAGGGACGGCCACAUUAAGAUUGCUGACUUUGGGAUGUGCAAGGAGAACAUGUUUGGAGAAAAUCGGGCCACCACUUUCUGUGGGACGCCAGACUACAUCGCACCAGAGAUCCUGCUGGGACAGAAGUACACCUUCUCCGUGGACUGGUGGUCGUUUGGGGUGCUGGUGUAUGAGAUGCUGAUUGGCCAGUCGCCAUUCCAGGGUGAUGACGAGGAAGAGCUGUUUGAGUCCAUCAGGAUGGACGUGCCUCACUACCCUGGCUGGCUCACCAAGGAGGCCAAGGACCUGCUGGAGAGGCUGUUUGAACGAGACCCUAUUAACAGACUAGGGGUGGUGGGGAACAUCCAAGCACACUCCUUCUUCAAGACCCUCAAUUGGCCUGCCCUGGAGAAGAGAGAGCUGGAACCCCCCUUCAAACCUAAAGUGAAAGCGCCCAAUGACUGCAGCAACUUUGACCGGGAGUUCCUGCGUGAGAAGCCCCGCCUCUCCCACGCGGACAAGAACCUGAUUGACUCUAUGGACCAGGCGGCCUUUGCGGGCUUCUCUUUCAUCAACCCCAAGAUGGAAUGCAUUAUGGUCAAUUGAAGGCACAACAUGAUUCCUCCAUCUCUCCAUUAUAAACAUAUAAACACACAAGGAAGGAAGGAAGGAAGGAGAGACCAGUGUAGCAUGUAUCACUGUGGUGGGUCCAAUCAAUAGUGGUGUCUUUCUUUUCCUUGUGAUCAAAUCUUGAAUCAAUAUGAAUCAGUCCAUGUACUGUACUUUAUCCCCCAACAACACUUGCACACCCCAUAGCUCAGACUGUUGUUUAAUAUUUUGCAUGCUGGGAAGUCAGGGAUCAAAUGUGGUUCUUAUCACACCCCUGUGUGCCCUACCUACUGUCUGUCACUCUUUCCUGAUCAUUCACGUAAUAUUUUGUGUGUGUGCGUGUCAGCACUCGCUGUGCGUAAAUGCAUAAAUGAAUGUGUCUUUGUGAGUGACAGCAUGUAUGUCUAGUAUUUCCCCCUAGCUGUAGCAGUUACUCUGAUUUGGAGUCACUUGCUGGUGGCAGUUAUGAAUUGUCUAUAAUGGGGAAAAAAGUUUGUACUUUUUCAGGUACAAAAUGAAAGGGUGCUGCAUAUAAAAGCUUGUUGUAGAAACAGGACCAGUAGAGAACACACAGAUUUACGCAGGCAUGGAUAGUCUCAUUCCCCUCUCACUGUGUGGAUCUAUCUGCCCAUCCACAUGGUAUAAAACUAAGGGUUUGCAACCAGUACUGCAGCUUUCCCACUUUCCUGAACCAAKUGCAGCUACUCUGAUUAAGACCUGAGUAAGUGUGAAACAGAGUGGGACAUCUUUCUGAAGGGAGUAAAUUUAACGGUACUAUACGAGGUGUCGUUUUGAAGGAUAUGGGUGUGUUGGGGGGUAUUCCAUUAGCAAAAGGAUGGAUAAUUGGGUCUUGUGUUACUUGAAAGUAUUGUCAGAGGCGUCAUGCUCAUAGGGGGCACAAGCGCACGUGCCUCCUCAGAUGUUACAUUAAUUACUAAAUAUAAUUUUUAAGCCAAUCAAUCAAAUGUAUUUAUAAAGCCCUUUUUACAAUCAGCAGAUGUCACAAAGUGCUAUGCAGAAACCCAGCCUAAA